GGUUGGCAGACAGGCAUCAGCUGGUAGUCACACCACAACUUCAGUAGUGAGCACAUGUACCGCUCACCACAGUAAAACUAAAGGUUACAAAAUGCAGGAAAAUGGCAAAGACAUGUGUUUGUGGAGACCUGACGUAAGAAAGAAAACAAAAAUUGACGAAUUCCGUGAAAUUGUGAACCAAAAAUACAGCACAUCUCUGGGUGAUUAUCAUGAACUGUACAAGUGGUCGGUGGAAGAGUACGCACAUUUCUGGGAGACAUGGUGGGAGUUUGGGAGGUUCGUAUACUCUUCUCCGCCCACCCAAAUUGUGGACAUGAGUCUCAGCAUCACACAAGUACCAAAAUGGUUCUCGGGCGCGAGACUUAACUUCGCUGAGAAUCUUCUACGCUUCCGGGAUGAUCGAGUGGCCAUUUAUGCAACAGGGGAAGGGCAGCCAAACAUCAGUAAUGUGACAUAUAAAGAAUUAUACAAACAAGUUGGUAUAUAUGCAAGAGCACUGAAGGGUCAUGGUGUGAAGAAUGGAGACCGUGUCGUGGGUUACCUUCCUAACUCUCCUGCUGCUGUUAAGGCCAUGCUUGGGACAGCUUCGUUGGGUGCUGUUUGGAGUUCAACAUCUCCGGACUUUGGCGUUACGGUAAUACUGUAGUAAUAAUAAUGAUAG
Homarus americanus (American lobster) is the source of this 661-nucleotide messenger RNA. RefSeq names its product acetoacetyl-CoA synthetase-like. Gene Ontology annotation, cellular component: cytosol. Lineage: Eukaryota; Metazoa; Arthropoda; Malacostraca; Decapoda; Nephropidae. The transcript is spliced from 3 exons. The record is from RefSeq and is a predicted model, not a curated record. Gene Ontology annotation, molecular function: acetoacetate-CoA ligase activity. Bases 92 to 646 code for a protein of 184 amino acids.